Molecule: messenger RNA, 1898 nt
Organism: Columba livia (rock pigeon)
Lineage: Eukaryota; Metazoa; Chordata; Aves; Columbiformes; Columbidae
Gene: CRCP
Product: CGRP receptor component
Exons: 7
Coding region: 477-782 (101 amino acids)
Biological process (GO): transcription initiation at RNA polymerase III promoter
Cellular component (GO): RNA polymerase III complex
Molecular function (GO): nucleotide binding
Source: RefSeq, a predicted model, not a curated record
AGCUUUCCGGCUAUGUCUCCAAUCAGCUCCUGAGGACAAGAGGAGGAUUUCUGUCAGUGUCUCAGUAUUCUAAGGAGGAGACUCCAUGUGAGCAGACCUGCUCCCUGCCUGGAAGGGACUCAGCUCUAGGAUCCUGAAAACAAAUCAAGUAGAGAGAAGCACCCAAAUGAGCAUGGGAGGUUGCCGUGCUGGGGUUAUCACACAGCUCAGCUCGCAUCUGCCAGAGCACCCCAAGACCACCCCGCCAGAGAAGCAAAGUUCACCCUCACCUCGGCUGCCAUUUCAGAUGACGUUUUGCUUGUUUGUGUGGCGAUCGUGGCAACUGGUACAACCUGUGGAACAGCGAGAGAAAAGAUGCAAACGCCGCAUUGCUGAGUAACUUUGAGGUGUUCCAGUUACUUACGGAUCUUAAGCAGCAGCGCAAAGAGAGUGGGAAAAACAAACAGAGCUCUGGUCAGCAGAAUCUGAACACAAUCAUGUAUGAAACACUGAAGUACAUUUCAAAAACACCCUGUAGGUACCAGAGUCCUGAGACCGUGAGAGAUUUCCUCAUCGCAAUGAAAGGCCAUAAACUAACCAAGGCAGAAAAGCUCCAGUUGCUGAACCACCGGCCUGUGACGGCAGUUGAAAUACAGCUGAUGGUAGAAGAAAGCGAGGAAAGACUAACGGAAGAGCAGAUCGAGUCUCUACUCCAGACGGUCACCAGCAUUCUGCCCGGGGAUCCAGAGGAACAGCAGAGAGACUCAGAAAUGGCAACAGAAGACAAAGGUGACCAAGCGUAGGAGGCAUCUAGACCAAAGCUGGCAACAAUUUCAACAGAGAAGAAUCUGCUAUUAUUUUUCUGUUUUGUUUUGUUUUACUUGAUACCAGUUUAAUCUGGUAUUGGAGAUCCUUGUAAAAUAUGUUACAAUUUUUAUUACUCAGAGGUGAUGAGGGAAACAAUUGUUCACAAGAAAGCACGGAAAAGGACGCUAUUGUUUUGGCAUUUUGUCCUAAACGGGGAUGGUAGUAACUGAGUUCAUAAUGCAGCACUCUGAGAAAUGGGUCACAGAAUCUGAAGCUUUUGUAUUUUUUCCACUACCCAUAUAACAGCUGUACAUUUGAAUAGGCUUAUAUACAGCUGGCAAGGUUUUAAUUAUCACAGCAGUGCUAUAAUAAUAAUUUCUUUCAUAUGCUUUUGAAUUGCCCAACUGGUUUUCAGAACACAGACUGCAAUACAAAGGCGGCUUGUGGAGCCAUGUGUGAAAAGGGCUGGUUUAGGGGAUCAGGACGUAGAAUAUUGUACAAGAAACUGCUCGGGAUCCGGCCAGACAAUUUCUCAUGGGUUGUUGGCAUCAUGGAAAUGGAGGAUCUGGGGGUCGGGUAACUGUUCUCAGAGUGUCUGACAGUCCGUACUUAGUAAAGAGAGAUCCCGAUCAUCAGCUAAAUCAACAUAUUGCCACUGAAAUCAGCUGAGUUGGACCAGUCUGCAGCAGCUGAGGCUCUGGACUGGAAUGGCAAGGCUCGUAGUAACACAAACAGAAGAAAAUGUAGGUGUGGGGUGUAUAUUUUCCCUAGAACAUUUGUUCCAAUGUUUCUGUGUAGACAGAUCAGUCCUGUGAACAUGCUGGCGACCGUGGAAUAAAUGAAUGAGUCAGCACUGGAGUCCUGAUCUGCUUUAAAAGACUGAGAAUCUGUCCUGGUGGAAGCAGAUUGUUCUGUGUGCUGAGCUUUUGCCUGGUUAAGGAGUUCAGGAUCAAGUAUUUAAUGUUGAAAGCAUCGAUGAUCUUAAUAAAUCUUUUGUGUAUAUGUACAUAAAAUCAUGAGGUGCACAUGGCACUGGUUUUAUACUGUGACUGCGGGCCAUUCUUUUAUAAUUAUUGUAACAUACUGGGAAUAGAAAUAAAGUUUGAAGGACA